Molecule: messenger RNA, 1639 nt
Organism: Pogonomyrmex barbatus (red harvester ant)
Lineage: Eukaryota; Metazoa; Arthropoda; Insecta; Hymenoptera; Formicidae
Gene: mnb
Product: minibrain
Biological process (GO): peptidyl-serine phosphorylation; protein autophosphorylation; peptidyl-threonine phosphorylation
Molecular function (GO): protein serine/threonine/tyrosine kinase activity; ATP binding; protein serine/threonine kinase activity
Source: RefSeq, a predicted model, not a curated record
UAAUUCGGAACAGCUCCUACGAGGCGUCCGCAUCCAGAGACCUCGUGGAAGCCGAUCACGACUGCGACGCGAGCUGGCGAGGAGGAGCGCUCGUCGGUGCGUGUCGGCGGUGGCGACGGCGACGGCAGCAGCGGCGGCGGCGGCGCGUGCUGCGAGGACGAGGUGAAUGCACGGCGGCCGCGGUGUGUGCCAGUGGUGUGCGCGCUCGUCGCUCGUGGAAACCCGCCAAAACCCGCGGCCGCGAAUAACCACCACCACCACCACCACUACCACUAUCAUCACCAGCAUCAUCAACAUCGUUACCGUCAACAAUAGCAGCAAUAGCAACAACAAAAACAACGACAUUGACAACGUCGGCGGGAGCCUCUCGGGUGACAACGGUGGUAUCGUGGAUAAUAGCUACAAAAAUCCCGUGACGGGCAGCAACAACAAAAACAUCAGCAGCAACGGCAGCCGUCGCGUUGCUUGUGCACAACAACGACGACGACGACGACGUUGUUAUUGUUAUUAUUGUCGUCGUGCCUUGCCGAGUGCGGCGUUGUCCCGGCGUGUCGGGGCGUCGCGCCAUUCUUCACGCGACGCCGCCGCCGGUCACGGCUGGUCUCGGGCAACGGUGGAGCGAAAGUAGAAAGAGGAAGGUCGUCGCGCUCGUGUGACGGCGACGAGGCAACGGCUACAACGACAACGGCGGCGGCGGCAGCUACUGCACAGCACACGCGCUGUCGUUGGCGACAGCGGCGUCGGCGGCUGCGUUCUGUUAUUAUUUUGCCGCGGUGCUUUUGACCCUUCGUGCCGGGCGAGUUCAUUGCGGCGCUGUCGCGGGGGUGUCAGCCGGUAGUACGUCCACAUCGCGCUCUGCAUCGCGUAUCCUCCUCUUCCUCCGCUACCUCUUUCUCCUCCACCUCCUCCUCCUCCUUUUCCUCCGUCCGUCUGGCGGCAGCAGCGCCGGCGUCGACGAAACGGGCGCCUCGUGAUCGUCAAGCGCGAAAACGGGAGCGACGGAUCGGGGCGCGUCCCUAAGGCGACCGUCGUCGGUCCCGCGGGGUCCGAGGGCCCCCCCUGUCGUUGUGAAUCGGGCUGCGAGUCACGAAGAUAGGAAGACGCAUCAUCGGCGACAAACAAGAAGAGCUCACGCACGCGAGAAUACCACGUGAUAGUCGUCGCGACGGCGGAACGAGCGAACGACCAACAGCAACAGCAGCAGUAGUGACAGUCAGUCAGUCAGUAGCUCGUCGGGCUGCAUGUGGCAUCACGCGGUGACGCCGAUGAUCAUAACCUAAAAGAGAACCGGUACGACAUCCGUACGCGUCGGAUACUUGUGUGGAGAAACCGUAUCGACGUUCGUGAAGACACGGCAGCACGCGUUCUCAUCUGUCAGUGUGUAUCAUCUCUCUUGUUUUCUCUUCCACACGCGCGCGCGCGCGCGCGUACGCACGUACGUUCAGUGCUCGCGCAAACGAAAACAAACGGAUCUUCGAACGCAGGACUCCGGAAUUAAUAUAUCACCUCACCGUCUGAUUCGGUGGCGCGCUCGCACGUCCCUGUUUUGGGAUACAGAACUGUCAGCCGUACAUCGGUCGGAUCGUGGAUCGCGUUGUAACGAAGCGCGAAGGAAGAGGAGAAGAAAGAAGAACAGGAA